CCUCGGAUGCAAGGGCUUUUCAUUUUUCACUUUUUUUUAAAGAAUUUAUAUACUCCGUCUUUGUUUUUUGUUUUUGUUUUAAACAAGCUCAUUGACGGACAGGAAAUAUAAAUUUAAAGCCACACGUUUUUAUUUACCAUUUAAGAAGAAGAAGAAACUCAAGGAAGCGCAACAGUUCCUGUUUAGUGGGCGAAGUUAAGUGGAACAGCCGGUCGCACCACCGAACACUCACUGCUCUGGACUUUUUUUUUCCAUUUGCCCCAGUUCUUCUUCAAAUUCAUCAUGAAGUACCUGCCUGUGGUAAUGGUCUUGGUGGUGGCGUUUACACUGGCCCUGUUGGGUGUCAUUCACUCUAGGAGGAACGUGGAGCGCCAACUAACCAAGACCUUGUAUUUCGAGAACGUUAAACACAGAGUGACCGUCGACGUGCUGAAGGAGUUCAAGGCCAAUAUUGUUGAGGCUAACAGCAGGAUCGACCGAACCAAGAAGGAGAUCGUGGACCUUACAGCAGCAAUCGAAACAGCUCAGGUUUCUGCAGAUGAGAAAAAAACUGAGCUGAAUACGUGCACCGAAGAACUGCGCCAGCUCAAGACUGCAUCUGAUGCCAUAGAAGCAGAGAGAAACAGAACCAUCACUGAGUUUCAGCAGCAGAGGGGCAGUUUCACAGAGCGGACAGCCAACAUUAAAAUACAAGCUGAGAAGCGCAGCAGAAUGUGUGACUACAUUAUCAAGUCCUCUGUCGAGGGGAUGAAAUUAUGUGGUAUCGUGCCAGUUCUACAAGCAGAGGCAAAACCUCAAGCUCCCAAAGCAGCCUGAAGAGAAUCAAAGGAAGGAGAUACAUUUGUGCUUGACAAGAGGUUGACAUGGUGAUGGCAGAGAAGAUAAACAUGAACCAUGAAUCAUCAUGAUAAAAAGACACAGGGCUUUAUUAUUUUAUUCAAAACAACGACAUGCACCCCUACACAGUCAUUCCUAUGUACAGUACAUACACAAAUGCAACAUUUAGUUGUGUAGAUUUUUUUUCUUGUUCAAUCUUGAUCAGUUAAUAAAUUUCCUUGAUAUA
Molecule: messenger RNA, 1063 nt
Organism: Clarias gariepinus (North African catfish)
Lineage: Eukaryota; Metazoa; Chordata; Actinopteri; Siluriformes; Clariidae
Exons: 4
Coding region: 283-816 (177 amino acids)
Source: RefSeq, a predicted model, not a curated record